UACGUACUUAUAGCACCCUAUAACACAGCAGCGGAUGUAGAUGACGGUGCAGUACUACGGUAAAAUGUCUCUCAGCAGGUACGUUUUUUGUCUCCUCCUGUCGCUCUUGUUGGAGGGAUGUUCGCCAUGUUCCCCUCCUAUGAACUGGAGCCACCAGACGGUGGAACAGCGCGCGGCCAUGGCGCAUAGGAUCGUGUACGCCACGGAUGUCGGGCACCAGAACGUCGUUAUCAAUCCGCUCGGGGCGUCUUAUAACGGGCAGUUUGACGUACACUGUGUGCUGAAGGGAGAUGCGUUCCAGUCCAACCCCGUGACGGUGGCAGACAUGGGCAUCAUCCCGCACCUGUGCACGUCACACACCGUGAAGGAGGGACGGUCAUACUUCCUGUUCCUCAUGGGCAGCGAGGAGGAAGUCGUCACCGUGCACGAGGUCAACUACGAGAUCGGGGUCUUCGACGAUCUCGAAGGAUAUCGCGAUAUCUUCGAUCGCGAGUUCGAAUUUUACAGCAGAUGCUUUGGAGAGGUCACCCCAGACCCACAGGGCAACACGGUAUAACAGCCUGUGCAGCACAACUCGACACGACAGCGCAACCACGACUCUAAGCUUUCUCCAAAUAUGGGGGAAUAGGCAAAGUCGGUUGCCAUGGCAGCGACCAUGGAUGUCCGUAAUGCAAAGUAAUCGUAGAGGGCUGAGUGCAGGGGAUGGAAAGGUAG
Molecule: messenger RNA, 714 nt
Organism: Branchiostoma floridae (Florida lancelet)
Lineage: Eukaryota; Metazoa; Chordata; Leptocardii; Amphioxiformes; Branchiostomatidae
Product: coiled-coil domain-containing protein 3-like
Exons: 3
Coding region: 41-556 (171 amino acids)
Source: RefSeq, a predicted model, not a curated record